AUGCCGCGACCAAACGACUCGCCCGACGUCGCAGCGUCAAAGACGAUGGCGUACAUUCUGCGUCACGGCGCGGAGAAGGAGGGCCUUCACAUGCGCUCGGACGGCCUGAUCCUCUUGGACGACGUGAUGAAGGCGGUGGACCGGCCAACAGUAUUCCGCCUCGUCAAUGAGAAUGCCAAGAAGCGCUUUGAGCUCUUGUAUGGGUACGACCCGUCUCCGCCCAAGCCCAAGAAGACGAAGGCGCCAAAGAAGAAGCCCGCGCCCAAGGCAACGGAUGGCGAGGCGACAGGAGCAACUGCUGCAGGGAGCGUCGACGCUCUCGCGGCACAGCUGGACGCCACGACGGUCGAGCCUACAUGGAAGGAGCUCGAGUUUGUGGCCCUCCCAGCGCCGGCCGAGGGCGAGCAGGGCGACCAGCGCGGCGCGUGGUACAUCCGAGCAUCGCAGGGCCACACACUCAAGGUCGAGGACGCCGCGAUGCUGGAGCCGAUCUUGGACAAUGAGGACGGGCGGCGGCGUGCGGGACUGCUCGUACAUGGCACGCAGUGGAAGCUGUGGGACACACUCAUUCCCCGCCCAAACUCUACCCUCCACAUCUUCCUGUCCCUCCCGUUGCUGCUCGCCGCGAGCAUUCCCGUCUACUCGUCUGCCAACGGCGUCGUGCUCACGCCUGGGGAUGCCAAUGGCUUUGUCCCCAAGGAGUUUUGGCGCAUGGCCGUGCACAUUUCCGAGGGGAAGCGUACGGUUGUGUGGGAGGACGGCAAGGAGACGGAGCGCGUCGAGGACGAGAACGAGGCCGAGCAGUAA
This is a messenger RNA of Trichosporon asahii var. asahii CBS 2479, 807 nucleotides long. Its product is annotated as tRNA 2'-phosphotransferase. The coding region runs from base 1 to 807 and encodes 268 amino acids. NCBI's taxonomy places the organism in Eukaryota, Fungi, Basidiomycota, Tremellomycetes, Trichosporonales, Trichosporonaceae. The transcript has 3 exons. Gene Ontology annotation, biological process: tRNA splicing, via endonucleolytic cleavage and ligation. The record is from RefSeq and is a predicted model, not a curated record. Gene Ontology annotation, molecular function: tRNA 2'-phosphotransferase activity.